This is a messenger RNA of Spodoptera litura, 2213 nucleotides long. Lineage: Eukaryota; Metazoa; Arthropoda; Insecta; Lepidoptera; Noctuidae. The record is from RefSeq and is a predicted model, not a curated record.
ACUUUCGAACGCAUUACCUGUGCCUAAACGAAUUGAAAAAAAAAGUAAAUAAAAAAUAAAACUGUCAAACGUUCCCGCGGAAUCCGCACCGGGCUUCGUGCGUUUGAAUUUCGAAAUUUACUGACGUUUGUGAUUUUUAUUUUUUAGAUUUUUUUUUCUACCUGUGCCGUCGGCAAUUUUUAUGUAAUACAAGUAACAGUUAUAUAACAAUCAUUUCGGCCUCAUAUUUUGGUAGUUGCGAUAGUCUACACUUUGCCAUGGAUAAAGUCGCUUUCGAACCGACAACAGUGUCCUAAUUUCGACCAAGAAGUUUUAUAGUGUUGUGUUAAAUAAAAAAAAAGUGAAGUGUGUCGGGACCUCUUUGCUGUCAAAAAAAAAUGCAAUAAGCAACGCCGAAGAAGAGUAAACCAAAUUCCAAGAUGGCCGCCGUUUCCCAGCUGAUUUCCGUCAAUGACGUCAUAAGCGAGAAUUUGAAUAAAAAUGAAAAAAAUACGUACUGUGCUCAGUGCAAUGACAAUGUAGAUGAAAACAUGAACAAUAUGAGUGAUAAUUUAACUGAAGUGCAAAAAUUUUAUAAUGGCAAAAAUAUUCUUAUUACUGGAGCCACUGGUUUCCUUGGCAAGAUCUUGGUGGAGAAACUCCUGAGAUGCUGUCCAGGCGUAGAGAACCUGUACCUGCUGGUGCGGCAGAAGAGGGGCAAGGAUAUCUAUACUAGGAUGGAAGAAAUAUUCGAUGAUCCGGUGUUCAGCCGGUUAAAAGAAGAGGUGCCUAAGUUCAGACAUAAGGUGGUUGUGGUGCCGGCAGACUGUGAGGCUGCGGGACUCGGCCUCACGCUGACAGACCGACAAAUGCUUACUGAAAAGGUGAACAUUAUAUUCCACUCGGCGGCUACGGUGAAGUUCGACGAGCACCUCCGAGCAGCACUGGUGACUAACGUGAUGGCUCCACUACAUCUACUCCGGCUGGCUAGAGACCUGAAGAAGUUAGAUGUACUAAUGCACAUAUCGACAGCGUACUCCAACUCUCACUUACCGCUGAUUGAAGAGAGGUUCUACCCUUGCGAAGCUGAUUGCGAGCAACUACACCAGGUGGUUGACAAGCUGACGGACGACCAGCUAAAUAAAAUGUUGCCUAAGAUACUAGGACCAUGGCCAAACACGUAUACCUUUACAAAGGCGUUAGCGGAAAAGGAGCUACGGGCGAGUGCGGGAGGCAUGCCUAUAGGUAUAUUUAGACCGGCUAUAGUUAUAUCUACAGCUAAGGAGCCGUUGAAAGGCUGGUUAGACAACAUGUAUGGACCCACCGGAGUUGCUGUUGGCAGUGCCACUGGCAUCUUAAGGACAAUGCAGUGUGACGAGAUGGUGUCAGCAGACAUCGUGCCUGUGGACUCAGUAGUCAACUGCCUCAUGGUAGCGGCAUGCAGUGUACAUAAUGCUUAUAAAACAAGUUCUCCACCACUAGAACCUCCGAUCUUCAACUAUGUAAGCUCAGUGGAGAAUAGGAUCACCUGGGGCGACUUUUUGUCCAAGAAUAUGGCCUGGAUCCACCACUACCCAUUCACUGAUGCUGUUUGGUUCAUAUCAGUGAGGCUAACGAAAUCGGCUGCAAUAAAUAAAAUGUACAUGUUCUUCUUGCACCUUGUACCGGCUACACUGGUCGAUGGGCUAGCCGUCUGCUUAGGGAGAAAGCCAAAGAUGCUAAAAGUAUACCGUAAGAUACACAAGUUUUCAUCAGUCCUAUCAUAUUUCUGUACGCGAGAAAUCAAAUUCUGCAACAGCCGGACGAGAGAACUUUGGGAGAAGACUUCUGAAGCCGAUAAGAAGAUAUAUCCAUUCAGCAUGACCGAAUUGAAUUGGGAGGAGUACUUCCGAGACUAUCUCGCCGGCAUCAGGAGGUAUUUGUUCAAGGAGAGCGAUGACACACUACCUCAAGCCAGGAUUAAGUGGAAAAGACUAUACUAUCUACACCAGAUAACAAGGUUCAUUUUCUUCAUCCUGGCAGUCUACGCGCUAUGGUGGAUCUUAUCAUUAUUGUGGUGAUUUAUUUUUAAAGUUAAAUUGUACAGUUUGUGUAUAAAAACGUGAUUUUAAUACCUACAUAUGUACAAAGAGCACAAGAAUUUAGUUUGCAGGGAAGUAAAUAGAUUGAUAAAUUAUUAUGUUUUCGUCUUACUCACGUAAUUAUUUGACGAGGAACUCUAUUACUGAGCGUAG